This is a messenger RNA of Morchella importuna, 1593 nucleotides long. RefSeq lists its product as uncharacterized. Gene Ontology annotation, molecular function: RNA lariat debranching enzyme activity. Gene Ontology annotation, biological process: mRNA splicing, via spliceosome. The record is from RefSeq and is a predicted model, not a curated record. Gene Ontology annotation, cellular component: nucleus. The coding region runs from base 1 to 1593 and encodes 530 amino acids. The transcript has 3 exons. NCBI's taxonomy places the organism in Eukaryota, Fungi, Ascomycota, Pezizomycetes, Pezizales, Morchellaceae.
AUGGCAACUCCCCUGCGCAUUGCGGUCGAGGGCUGCGGCCAUGGCACUCUCAACGCAAUCUACGACUCCAUCGCCAAAGCCUGCGCAAUCAACAAAUGGCCUGGCGUGGACCUCCUCAUCAUCGGCGGCGACUUCCAAGCCGUGCGCAACAUGCAGGACCUCAACAUCAUGUCCUGCCCCGAAAAGUACCGCGCCCUCGGCGACUUCCACGAAUACUACUCUGGCAAGCGCCGCGCUCCCUACCUCACGCUCUUUGUUGGCGGCAACCACGAGGCCAGCUCGCACCUCUGGGAGCUCUACUAUGGCGGCUGGGCCGCACCGAAUAUCUACUACAUGGGCGCCUCGUCGAUUGUGAAUUUCAGAGGCCUGCGCGUUGGUGGCUUGAGUGGCAUCUAUAACCACCACCACUAUCACCUCCCGCAUCAUGAGCGCCUCCCGUAUAGUCCCAAGGAUGUAAAGUCUGCGUACCAUGUCCGCGCGUACGAUAUGUUCAAGCUGUACCAAGCGCAGGAGCCCAUCGAUGUGAUGAUAUCGCACGAUUGGCCGCAGGGUAUCGAGCACUGCGGCGACAUGGACGGGUUGCUGCGCAGGAAGCCGUUCUUUCGGGCUGAUAUCGAGAAGGGCGAGCUGGGGUCGCCGCCGGCGAGGAGCCUCCUGUAUAAGCUGAAGCCAAGAUACUGGUUUAGUGCGCAUAUGCAUGUCAAGUUUUCGGCGAUCGUGGACCAUGAAGCUGCGAGUGGCACGGUGAAGAAGGUAAACAAGACGAAGGACGUGGAGAGGGUGAAGGCGCGGAAUCCGGAAGAGCUGGAUAUCGGCCUUGAAGAUGGGGAGCCGGCUGCGCCGGUGGUGGUGAAGAAUCCGGACGAGCUGGAGAUCGAGCUAGAUGAAGAGGACGUAGCUCCGGCGGUGCCGGCGAAGAAUCCAGACGAGCUGGACCUUGACCUGGACGACGAGGAGGAAGGCGGAGUGUCUGUGCCGCCAAAGAACUCGGACGAGAUCGAGCUCGACCUUGACGAGCAGCCCGAGAACCUUCCUCCCGCUGCGGCCACCGCAAUCCUCUCCGUCACGCCCACCUCCCCUGCGCCCCCUUCCGCCUCCAGCAGCCCAUCCGGCCUCUCCUACGACCCCGAAUGGCUCGCCAUCACGCGCGCGCUGAAUCCGUAUCUGCACAACCCGCCCACGCACCCGUACGCAUCGUUCCAGGACCCGGUUCACCAGGCGGAAAUCACGGCCGAGAUUGCGCGGCAGAGGGAGUGGGUGGAGGAGAAUAUUGUUGCGAGGGGAAAGUUGGGCGUGGAGGAGAACUUUGUGAAGGUUGCGCCGACGCAGGCGAUGGUGAAGAGGGAGGAGUGGGGGGUGGGGCCGGCGCCGUAUGCGAGUCCGAUGACGGAGAAGUUUUGCGCGUUGGUGGAGAUUGAGGAUGGGACGCUGGUUGGGGGAGGAAGUGGAGGAGGAGGUGGAUAUAGAGGUAGCGGAGGGGGCGGAGGGUGGAGAGGUGGCAAUAGGGGUGGUGGUGGUGGUGGGCGGGGAGGGGGCGGGUACAGAGGCGGCGGUGGAAGAGGUGGUGGAAGAGGGGGUAGGGGUAGAGGGUAA